Messenger RNA from Corythoichthys intestinalis (scribbled pipefish), 6634 nucleotides. RefSeq names its product UDP glycosyltransferase 8 (gene ugt8). The coding region runs from base 218 to 1864 and encodes 548 amino acids. The record is from RefSeq and is a predicted model, not a curated record. Gene Ontology annotation, molecular function: N-acylsphingosine galactosyltransferase activity. Lineage: Eukaryota; Metazoa; Chordata; Actinopteri; Syngnathiformes; Syngnathidae. The transcript is spliced from 6 exons. Gene Ontology annotation, biological process: galactosylceramide biosynthetic process. Gene Ontology annotation, cellular component: endoplasmic reticulum.
UCUCCAUGGGUCGGGACUCGAAACUAGUCCCGCCUUCGACUUGCAGUUAGUUGAAUACCCUCUAAUCGUCGUCCUCCAAACCCGGAUAACCAUUUGUCAACACUCAUGAGCUGCACUCCUGAUAUCACUUUUAGGCUCCUAAAUUGAAUUAACCCAAAGAAAACAGAACCAGCAGCGGCUUCUUUACUACACCGGAAAUACAUUCAAAUCACAAGCCAUGUUCCUGCAUUCAUCUUUACUCCUCCUCCUUGGGCUCAUCACGUGGCAUCUGAGCGCAUCAUGGGCUGCUAAAAUCCUUGUGGUCCCACCAACCUUGUUUGAAUCACAUAUGUAUAUCUUCAAGACAUUGGCUACCUCUUUGCAUCAGAGUGGCCAUGAGGUCCAUUUCCUGGUCUCAGAGGGUCGUGAAGUACUCCCUUCCCUUAAUUAUAAACUACAGCGCUACCCGGGCGUUUUCAACACCAGCACAGCUGAAAGUUUCCUGCAGUCCAAAGUUGGCAACAUUUUUUCGGGUCGCCUCACAUUUCUGGAGCUUUUUGACAUUCUUGAACACUACUGUCAGAACUGUGACGCUAUAGUUGGCAAUACAGAGGUUAUGGCUCGCCUCAAGCAGGCCAAAUUUGACCUCCUGCUGGUGGACCCCAAUGAAAUGUGUGGAUUUGUACUUGCGCAUAUUCUGGGAUUAAAAUACGCCGUGGUCAGCACAGGUUUGUGGUACCCUAUAGAGGUGGGUGCCCCAACCCCACUCUCAUAUGUGCCUGUGUUCAACUCAUUACUGACUGACCGGAUGUCACUGUUCCAAAGGAUCUCCAACACAGCUGUCUAUCUCUUGGAGAACUUUGGAGUUCAUUUUAUUGUGAUGCCCAAGUAUGAUCGUAUCAUGAGGAAACAUGGAAUAAAGCCGCAGGUAGCUAUGACUGAGCUGGUGCGAGGCAGCCAAAUGUGGAUGUUGUGCACUGACUUGGCGCUGGAGUUCCCCAGGCCCACCCUACCACACGUGGUAUACAUUGGAGGGAUUCUCACCAAACCAGCAAACCCGCUUUCAAAGGAAUUUGAGCUAUGGGCCAAUAAUACAGCAGAGAACGGCUUUGUCGUGGUGUCCUUCGGCGCUGGGGUGAAGUACCUUUCGAAUGACAUUGCACAUAAACUGGCAGGAGCGCUUGCUAGGCUUCCACAGCAAGUAAUCUGGAGAUUCUCUGGUGUUCGACCCAGUAACAUAGGAAACAACACCAAGCUUGUUGAUUGGAUGCCUCAAAAUGACCUGUUAGGUCACCCCAACAUAAGGGCAUUCUUGAGUCACGGUGGGCUGAACAGCAUCUUUGAGGCCAUGUACCACGGCGUGCCAGUAGUAGGUGUGCCCCUAUUUGGCGACCACUACGACACUAUGACCCGUGUGACUGCCAAAGGUAUGGGCAUUAUGUUGCACUGGAAAAGCAUGAGCGAAAACGACCUAUACAAUGCCCUGGUCACUGUCAUAAAUGACACAAGAUACCGACGGAGGGCAACACUCCUCUCUACCAUCCACAAAGACCAGCCAGAUCACCCAGUGACAAGAGCAGUCUACUGGAUCAACUACACUCUUCGUCACAAUGGCACAGACCAUUUGCGCUCUGCUGUUUACGACAUAUCCUUCUACCAGUAUUUUUUGCUGGAUGUGAUUUUCUUCGUGGGAGCGGCCUUGGUUAUCGCUGGCUUUGUCUUGCGAUAUUUGGGACGGUUGCUAAGGGCAAAAUGUGGUGAGAAAAGCCGAGUAGACUGCGUUUCCAGGGAAGAGGACAACAUGGUCAAUGGACACUGCCACUGCAUGUCCAACGGUAAACACAAAGGCAAUGGCUCUUUGAAGAAUGAGAAGAAGGUAAAUUAAUGUUCUCAAAUGGCCAAUAGGGAUGAGGAGGCAGUUGCUCGAUGAUGCAGCCCUUAUUAUUUUUUAUUAUUAUUAUUAUUUUGGUUUUAUAAAGGCUUUGAAAAAAAGCCGUUGUUAGGUCUGCAUGAAGAGACAACUGCCACUCGGAGCAAGGCCAAAGAAGAAUGAGUAUGGCGCAUGUGUUUCUGUGCUGAUCCGUCUUAGUAUGUCCACUGAAGAAUAUUUACAGUCAAAUGACAGCAACUGCCGCUGCACAUCACCAAAUUGGAGCACUGAUGAUGGAACGCUUCUCCCCGGCACAUCUUCCUGAUCUUUUAACAGUGGAAUGACCAAAAUAAAGUGACAUUACUAACUCCGACAUGAACUUUCUAGAUUUUUUAGUUAAUCAAUGCGAAGCUUACCUAGUGUCUGUGACAGCCUAGAAGGAACAUUUAUUUAUUACUGUAAAAAGGAGUUAUAAUAACGGAUGUUUUUCCUCAUAUUUAAAAUUUAUUUAAUGGACUUUUUUGUGGUUGUAAUAGCAUGAUGGUGGAUAUACUCGCUCCAAUAUCCACAAUGUUCUGGUGAGCUUUACUGACGUAACUAUUUUAUCAACAAAACCCUUGUCUUAAAUAUAGUCUGUGUGGUAUUUUCUUUUUCUCAUCCUGUUUGUCAGGUUAAAUAGACCUUCAUCCCAUGAUGCAAGUUGAUUUCUGUUAGGAUUUACUGUAUAUUUACUUCUGCUUCCUUUAUUUACCAAAAGGAUAAAAUGAAAAAUAAAAAUGUUGUGAAUAAGGUGGGGCAAAUAAGUAUUUAGUCAACCACUAAUUAUGCAAGUUCUCCCACUUGAAAAUAUUAGAGAGGCCUGUAAUUGUCAACAUGGGUAAACCUCAACCAUGAGAGACAGAAUGUGGAGGAACAACCCCAGAAAAUUACAUUGUUUGAUUUUUAAAGAAUUUAUUUGCAAAUCAUGGUGGAAAAUAAGUAUUUGGUCAAUACCAAAAGUUCAUCUCAGUGCUUUGUUAUGUACCUUUUGUUGGCAAUAACGGAGGCCAAACGUUUUCUGUAACUCUUCACAAGCUUUUCACACACUGUUGCUGGUAUUUUGGCUCAUUCCUCCAUGCAGAUCUUCUCUAGAGCAGUGAUAUUUUGGGGCUGUCGUUGGGCAACACAGACUUUCAACUCCUUCCACAGAUUUUCUAUGGGGUUGAGAUUUGGAGAGUGGCUUACGAAGCUGUGUGUUUGGGAUCAUUGUCAUGCUGAAAGACCCAGCCACGACUAAUCUUCAAUGCCCUUGCUGAUGGAAGGAGAUUUUCACUCAAAAUCUCUCGAUACAUGGCCCCAUUCAUUCUUUCCUUUACACAGAUCAGUUGUCCUGGUCCCUUUGCAGAAAAACAGCCCCAAAGCAUGUUAUUCCACCCCCACACUUCACAGUGGGUAUGGUGUUCUUCGGAUGCAAUUCAGUAUUCCUUUGUCCUCCAAACACGAGAACCUGUGUUUCUACCUAUUUGGGUUUCAUCUGACGAUAACACAUUCUCCCAGUCCUCUUCUGGAUCAUCCAAAUGCUCUCUAGCGAACUGCAGACAGACCUGGACGUGUACUUUCUUUAGCAGGGGGACACGUCUGGCAGUGCAGGAUUUGAGUCCCUGGCGGCGCAUUGUGUUACUGAUAGUAGUUUGUUUGUAACUUUGUUACUGUGGUCCCAGCUCUCUGUAGGUCAUUCACUAGGUCUCCCCCUGUGGUUCUGGGAUUUUUGCUCACCGUUCUUGUUAUCAUUUUGACGUCACGAGGUGAGAUCUUGCAUAGAGCCCCAGAUCGAGGGAGAUUAUCAGUGGUCUUGUAUGUCUUCCAUUUUCUAAUAAUUGCUCCCACAGUUGAUUUCUUUACACCAAGCAUUUUGCCUAUUGCUGAUUCAGUCUUCCCAGCCUGGUGCAGGUCUACAAUUUUGUCUCUGGUGGCCUUCGACAGCUCUUUGAUCUUGGCCAUAGUGGAGUUUGGAGUGUGACUGACAGAGGUUGUGGACAGGUGUCUUUUAUACCGAUAAUGAGUUAAAACAGGUGCCAUUAAUACAGGUAACGAGUGGAGCCUCGUUAGACCUCGUUAGAAGAAGUUAGACCUCUUUGCCAGAAAUUUUGCUUGUGUGUAGGUGACCUAAUACUUAUUUUUCACUCUAAUUUGGAAAUAAAUUCUUUAAAAAUCAAACAAUGUGAUUUUCAGGUUUUUUUUUUUCCACAUUCUGUUUCUUAUGGUUGAGGUUUACCCAUGUUGACAAUUACAGGCCUCUAAUCUUUUCAAAUAGGAGAACUUGCACAAUUGGUGGUUGACUAAAUACUCAUUUGCCCCACUGUAUUUUCGCAUGAAUAGCCUACACUGUGUUUUCCUCAGUCUGCAUAGUGCUAAAUCUCUAAAGAACUCUAAAUCUAUAAAGAAGAAAACCUAUUUUGUAUUAAUGUAUUUAAAUUAGGUUGAAUCAUGAGUUGGAUUACUCAUUUAUGAGAGUGCGCUUCUCACCAGAAGACAAACUGGUUCGGUUUGAACAUGACAAAAAAUUCCUAGCACAGAUUUGACAUAUUUAAAGUCACUCAAAGUAAGUUAAUCUUUUUCAUUAUUAGUCCUAUUUGGCUGGUGGAUACAGACGCAAAUGUACACACUGAGAGUUAUUUAGUGACGUCACAGUGAAAAGGGUUGAUUUAAGCAUUUUGAAGUUUCAAUCUAAGCAGGCUUAAUGUAUCAUUACAAAUUUACACUACAACUAACAACAGUAAUACUGUAAUACAACUCUAUAGUGCCUUUCAAAGGAUCUAAGGACAUAUUUUUCAUAUCAUUCCUCUAUACCUGCAUGGUUAAUAUUAAUGAUGCACGCUUGAGAAUUGGUUUGUAAUUGUGCCAGUGUGGAAAUAGUGUUCAUAAUUAGCAAGGCAGAUGAAUGUUAAGCCUAGUAAAAUCUUUUUGUUCCCAAAUAACUUUUUGGCUUUCUGCCAUUUGUCAUAGUGAUGGUCAGUAAAGUAGCCUAUUUUUAAUCAUGUUUAUUAAUAGCUGUUGUGUGGUAAUCUGUGAUGUUUAAUAUUUAUCAGGUAAUUAAAUAUAUGGAAAUACUGGGCAGAGAAAAUUCCAUUUACUUUUUAUAAAACCAUUGUAUGAUCAUUGGACUUUUGUCUAACUCUUUUGGCUGGUUCUCUGUUACUAACAUAAAUAAUAGUCAACAUGACAUCUUAGCAACAUGUAGAAAACAUGGUGAGAGUAUCUUCACAGUGUGUCGUUGGACAUUUCAUAAGCAGUAGGUUGUUGGUAUGUUAAAAAGAAAUACCGUAAUUUUCAGACUAUAACCCGCUACUUUUUUCCUUCAUUUUGAGUCCUGUGUUUUAUAGUGCAGUGCAUCUUAAUUGUUGAUUUAUUUGGGUUAAUAGGUAACACUAUUUGACAGCUGCAUCAUAAGACUGUGAUAAGACCGUCAUAAUUAUGACCUGUCACUAUCAUGGGCUUUACUGAAUGCUUGUGACAAAUGUCAUUGUCAUCCAGCAAAUUAUGUCACUAAAUUUAUGUCCAGUUUAGAUCUUUUACAUUCAUUCAAAAGUGAGAUAACUCGCCGGAUACCACUAAAUGACGUCUGUUAUAAGCAUUCAUUUAUGCACAUGACAGUGUCAUGUCAUAAUUAUUAUUGUCUAAUAAGUCUUAUGUAGCCACUGUCAAAGUGUUACCAAAUACCAUAACUAGCAAUUAAUGAAACAACUGGAACAGCAACUGAAGAAAUAAUUAUCACAGAACAUGCAUUUUGAUUGUUAUUUACAUCUGUAGCGCUGCAAUGCAUGCUUGGAGGCAUGGUGAACAACAACAGUGUUGACAGCAGGUAGCAGCAGAGGUUGACUGUCUCCCCUAAGGGAGCAGUGAUGGCCAAAUAAGGUGUCUUAAAACAAUGAAUUAAUGGUGGUUCAUUUGGUGAGGACAGCUGUGGCUUAUCCAUGAGCAAAUGCCGUUUUUGUGUCGAAUUUGGUGGGUGGCGGCUUAAAUUACUGUACAUUUUAUCCGACCAGGUUUUAAUUUCAUUCAUCCUUUUCGCUGUGCUUCCAAAUAGUUGCAGAACACAUGUCCAUGAACAAUGAGAUUGACAGUUUGUGCACAUACGUACUGCAGGUUCUUUAGCUUUUUUUUUUUUUUUUUUUUUCACGCUAGUGUGUUUGAGGACCUAAUUUCAUAGCAUUAAUUUAAUAAUAAUUGGUAUCCCAAGUAAACUUAAAAAAUGUUCUGAGAAGUGCCUGCAAUACAUUACAAUGCAUUAGGAAAGUUUUUUUUAACCGUUCAACAACCUAUUGUGUCAGCAAAAGCUUUGUCAUCCUUUCUCCUGUGAGCUGCAGUGACAUCAACCAAAGCCUGCUGAAAACAUACUUGAAUUAUCUUUUUCAUCAUCAGUAAUACACUCAGCUGUCAGGUUUGUAGGCUAACAGGUGCUCCACAAGCUAUGAACAGGGUCUGGGGGGUUGAAAGCAAAUUUAGGAAGGUGCAUUAUUUUGGCUUAUUUCAGUAUUAAAUUUGCAAUAGACCUCCAAGCUCUUGUUUUGAUUCCUAUAUUUCUGUUUGCUAACUUUGUUACUUUUUUUGUUUUUGUUUUUUGGGUCUGUUUUGUUUAAUGAACGUGUGAAUUUCACAGUGUUUUCUCUGCAGCCUUUUGUAUAUUUACCCAACAUUUCAUCCUGUUGUUUGUAUCUUAAAUUAUUUUACCUCAAUUUCAACAUGUUCCCUUACUGUGUUGUAAAUACAGCAAUGCAAAACAAUACUAAUGUUGAAUAAAACUCU